Molecule: messenger RNA, 2583 nt
Organism: Coffea eugenioides
Lineage: Eukaryota; Viridiplantae; Streptophyta; Magnoliopsida; Gentianales; Rubiaceae
Product: eukaryotic translation initiation factor 5B-like
Exons: 1
Coding region: 1-2583 (860 amino acids)
Molecular function (GO): GTPase activity; GTP binding; translation initiation factor activity
Source: RefSeq, a predicted model, not a curated record
AUGGAGGAAAAGAACAAGGCAAAAGUUUUGGACAAGAAAGUCCCGAAGCAUGUGAGGGAAAUUCAAGAAAAGCUGGCAAAACUGAAGGAGAUUGAAGAAAGAAAGAAAAGGGAAGAGGAGGAGAAGUUGAAGAAAGAAGAAGAGGAGAGGCUGAGACAGGAGGAAUUGGAAAGAAUUGAAGAAGAAAAGAAGAGGCUAAAGAAGGAGAGGAAAAAGGAGAAAAUGUUGAAGAAGAAACAGGAAGGGAAGUUGUUAACAAGAAAGCAGAAAGAAGAAGCUCGGAGAUUGGAAUCAAUGAGGAAUCAGUUUCUUGCCAAUGCUGAUGAGGGCCUCUUGCUUUCGUCUGAAGGGAAUGCAAAAAGGCCCGUGUGUCAAACCAAAAACCCGAAGCUUAAAAUUUCUAGCUUAGAAAAUCAGGGUACUGAAGCUAUGAAGGAGAACGAAGAUGAAGAUGAUCAAGAUCAAAAAUCGGAUGCCAAAAGUUGGGAUGAUUUUGAACUUGAUGGUACACAGGAUGCAAAAAGGCCUGUGUAUCAAACCAAAAACCCAAAGCCAAACAUUUCUAGCUCAGAAAAUCAGGAUACUGAAGUUGAGAAGGAGAAUGCAGAUGAAGGUGAUCAAGAUCAAGAAUGGGAUGCCAAAAAUUGGGAUGAUUUUGACCUUGAUGGUGUAGAGCAUGAUGCCAAGCCUGAGGCUGAGGGUGUAGAGGAAUUUGGGCCGCGAGCAAAUUCUGUUGAAGAGGAAGCUCCGGAGUCAAAUUCUCUGCUGCCUGUCCCCUGCAGCCAGGAUGUAAGUAAUGGCCUUCGGUCGCCUAUUUGUUGCAUUCUGGGGCAUGUGGAUAGUGGAAAGACCAAGUUACUUGACUGCAUCCGGAGUACUAAAGUUCAAGAAGGCGAAGCUGGGGGUAUUACUCAACAAAUUGGUGCAACAUUCUUCCCAGUCCAGAAUAUUCGCAAGCGAACCAAGGAAUUAAAAGCUGAUGCAAAGCUGAAUGUGCCCGGUUUGCUGGUUAUUGACACUCCUGGACAUGAGUCUUUUGCCAAUUUGAGGUCUCGUGGAUCAGGUCUAUGUGACAUUGCAAUCCUGGUUGUGGAUAUUAUGCAUGGGUUGGAGCCACUGACCAUCGAAUCACUGAGCCUUUUGAAGAUGAGGGGCACAGAAUUUAUUGUGGCCCUGAACAAGGUGGACAGAUUGUAUGGAUGGAAAAUUUGCCCCAAUGCACCCAUUUUGAAGGCAAUGAAGCAACAGUCUAAAGAUGUUCACAUUGAAUUUGGGAAUAGGCUGAAUCAGGUUAUCGCACAAUUCAAGGAGCAAGGAUUGAACACUGAAUUGUACUAUAAGAACAAAGAGAUGGGGGAGACUUUCAGCAUUGUGCCUACUAGUGCAAUUACUGGUGAAGGGAUCCCUGACUUGUUACUGUUAUUGGUGCAAUGGGCUCAAAAGACAAUGAUUGAGAAGCUUACUUAUCAGAACCAGGUUCAGGGUAUUAUUUUAGAGGUAAAGGUUGUCGAAGGAUAUGGAACAACCAUUGAUGUGGUCUUGGUUAAUGGUGUCCUUCGUGAAGGGGAUCGAAUAGUUGUUUGUGGCAUGAAAGGUCCUAUACUUACCAAUAUUCGAGCCAUACUGACACCGCAUCCGAUGAAAGAGCUCCGGGUGAAGGGAGUUUUUGUGCAUCACAAAGAAAUCAAGGCUGCACAGGGUAUUAAGAUUGCUGCACAGGGUCUUAAACAUGCUAUUGCUGGCACUGAGAUGCAUGUUCUGGGGCCAGAUGAUGAUUUAGAAUAUGUUAAGGAAGCAGCAAUGGAGGAUAUGAGAUAUGUCAUGAACAGGAUUGGUACCAGUAGUGUGGGAGUGCAUGUUCAAGCUUCUACUCUUGGAUCACUGGAAGCACUGCUGGAAUUCUUGAAGACUCCAGGAGUGAAUGUACCUGUAUCGAAUAUAGGAGUGGGUCCUGUACAUGAGAGAGAUGUCAGGAAGGUGAGUGUCAUGAUAGAGAGGAAAAAAGAGUAUGCUACAGUCUUGGCCUUUGAUGUUGUGGUCAAGCCAAAGGUUCAGGAACUUGCUCAAAAACUUGGGGUCAAGAUAUUGCGUGGGGAUAUUAUCUAUCACUUGGUUGAUCAGUUUAAGGCCAUUACAGGCUGUCUCAAUGAGGAGAAGAAGAAGGCAGAUGCUGAUGAUGCAAUAUUCCCUUGUCGUCUUAAACCUGUACUGAAGUAUGUGUUCAACAAGAAAGAUCCCAUUGUACUGGGGGUGGAAGUUGUUGAAGGUACUGUGAAGGUUGGAACUCCAAUAUGUGUUGCAGGAAAGGAGCUUACUGAUGUUGGUCGGAUUGCAUCCAUUGAGAACAACAAAAAACCAGUCGACUAUGCCAAGGAAGGCCAAAUGGUGGCCAUUAAGAUAGUUGGCAGUAAUCCUGGGGAGCGACAGAAAAUGCUUGGAAGGCAUUUUGAGAUUGAAGAUGAGCUUGUCAGCCAUAUCUCAAGGAGGUCAAUCGAUAUCCUAAAAGCCAACUAUAGGGAAAGUAUGUCUUCAAAAGAUUGGUGCUUGGUUAAAAAGCUGAAAAUUCUUUUCAAGAUAAAAUGA